This is a messenger RNA of Spea bombifrons (plains spadefoot toad), 1707 nucleotides long. It is a transcript of the gene KERA, whose product is annotated as keratocan. The transcript has 3 exons. The record is from RefSeq and is a predicted model, not a curated record. The coding region runs from base 163 to 1218 and encodes 351 amino acids. NCBI's taxonomy places the organism in Eukaryota, Metazoa, Chordata, Amphibia, Anura, Pelobatidae. Gene Ontology annotation, molecular function: protein binding.
UACUGAGGUGUUUUUAAGUUCUUUUAUGGGUUAAAAGCCUUAGUCACUGGUGCAUAUAUAUUAGGAAGACAACCCUCAUACAGUUAGGCAUUUUGCUUCAAACCCUAGUCUUAGCAGCGACCAACACAAAACAACAGAAGACACAAGAAAACAAGGGCUAACAUGGACCCACCACUAGUUUGCAGUCUACUGAUGCUUAUUUUGACCAUCCUCAUCCCCUCUUAUUGUGAUGCCCAGUACUAUGAUUAUAUGGACUCAGGACUCUACAGUUCACUCUCCACAGACUGCCCAAAGGAAUGCUUUUGUCCUCCAAGCUUCCCACGUGCUCUAUACUGUGAAAACAAAGGCCUAAAGGAGGUACCACCAAUCCCGUCAAGAGUUUGGUAUUUGUAUCUUCAGAACAAUCAAAUUGAAACACUUGAUGAAAAAUCUUUUGCAAAUGCUACAGAAGUGAAAUGGAUUAAUUUAAACAGAAAUAAAAUAAGCAACAAAAGAAUCAAAAAGAACGUAUUCACAAAUUUAAAGAGCUUACUUCACUUGUUGUUAGAGGACAACGACCUAGAUGAAAUACCUUCACCAUUGCCAGACACCAUGGAGCAACUUCGUUUGGCAAGGAAUAAGAUAUCAAAGAUCCCAGAAGGUGUGUUUAGCAAUUUGGAGAAUCUUACCCUGCUGGACUUACAUCACAACAAACUUACAGAUGGUUCCUUUGAGGCUGAUGCGCUUGCAGGACUUAAAAAUCUGGUGCAACUGAAUGUGGCUAAAAACUCCCUGAAGAAAAUGCCAUCUGGCCUUCCAUCUAACACCGUACAGUUGUACCUAGACAACAAUAACAUUGAAUCUAUUCCAGGCAACUACUUUAACGAUAUACCCAGAAUAGCUUUUGUUAGAUUAAACUACAACAGGUUAGCAGAUGCCGGUAUACCCGCCAAUGUUUUUAACGUAUCGUCUAUAUUAGACUUGCAAUUGUCCUACAAUGAACUGACAAGUGUACCUGUUGUGAACGGCCACUUGGAACGUCUUCACCUUGAUCACAACAAGAUAAAAAAUAUAACUGGUACUAUAGUUUGCCCCAAUGAUGUCAUAGAAGAGUUUGACCCACAUUUUCCACAAGGACCAAGACUUCGUUAUUUGCGUCUUGAAGGAAAUGGGAUUCAGCCACCAAUCCCACUAGAUCUUAUUAUAUGUUUCAGGCUUCUUCAGGCUGUUGUUAUUUAAAUACAUAAGAUUCACAUAAGUCUCCAUAGGAGUUUGGAAAACAAAUUUGUGAAGAAGUGUAACCAUUCUGACUUUGAACCAAUGUAUCCUAUGUCUUGUUUACUUUUUUUUUACUUUUCUUUAACUAAUGGAAUCCUAGAAUAACCACUUAUUUCCCAAAAGGCAUGUACAUUAUUAGGGCAAUGCAUUUCCUUUGUUAUUUAAUUUAGAAUUUUUGAGUGUCUUUUUUUAACUAUAGUCAUUUUCAUAAUAUUUUAUUGCAUUAAAAAGAUGAUAGCAAAUAUUUAGUACUAAGACAAACAGAGAAGCUUUUGUUGACUAUGUGUUUUAAGCCAUGGUAACAUGACUAAUACACGGAAUAUCAAUUUAACAACUACAUAAUGUUACUGUAUGUUUGUGCUGGUUGUAUGUAUGCUGCUGUAUGUACAUACAGAUGUUCAUGUUUCAUUAUAAAGUUGUAAAACAUGUCAAUAAAAAUAGUAAAGUUUA